ACUUCUGACGCAGCAGGAAAAAUAUAAACAAUCAAAAUUUCGUAAAAAAAUAAUAGCAAAAUGUGCAUUUCUAAUGAAAAUAAAUGUGGUUUUAGCAAACAAUUUGCAACAACUAUAAAUGGACAACAAACGGAAUUUGUAUUCCAACCAUUUGCCAACAAAUGGUUUCUAUUAAUCACCCAAUAUGGAAAAGUGCCAAAUCUAUACAGUGUAAAAUUUGACUUGCAGCGUAAUGAAGGUAUACCUGCUGCCAUACAGGGCCCCGUGGAACAUCCACAAUUUCAUAUGUCGGUACCCAUAACAAUAACAUGCAAUUUUGGCGCAGACAAAGAUGAAGUUCGCAGUGGCAUACAGUAUCUGGUUAACAAAUCAAAGUUAAAUAGAUGUCCUAACGAGUUCGUAAUUGGUUUGGGUUUAAAACAAAUGGAUGGCAAAAAUCUUAAGGAAGUUGCUCGAGUGCUGGAUGAAGUAAUUGUCUAAUAUUUUAUAAACACUGUAUUUUUUUUUGUAGAAAAAAUGAUACUUUUUUAUUGUUUUUAAAAAUAAAUUUGUACAUUAAAACGUGUACAAAACACUUAAAA
This is a messenger RNA of Calliphora vicina (urban bluebottle blowfly), 581 nucleotides long. RefSeq lists its product as uncharacterized. Bases 61 to 480 code for a protein of 139 amino acids. The transcript has a single exon. Gene Ontology annotation, biological process: proteasome assembly. The record is from RefSeq and is a predicted model, not a curated record. Lineage: Eukaryota; Metazoa; Arthropoda; Insecta; Diptera; Calliphoridae.